AUGGGGGACCAACCUUGUCCCUCUGGGAGAUCCAUGCUCCCACUUGGAAACACUCAAGAAGUUAAGCCUCCCAAAAAGUGCUGCCUCUUAGCUCCACGGUGGGAUUAUCCUGAAGGAACCCCCAACAGAGGUAGUAACACUCUCCCCUUAGCACUUCCUCCUGCAUCACCCAGCCUGAAAUUGCAUCUUCCUCCUCCGGAGAAGUGGUAGAAUAUACUUCUCCCAAC
Messenger RNA from Talpa occidentalis (Iberian mole), 227 nucleotides. RefSeq names its product negative regulator of P-body association-like. Lineage: Eukaryota; Metazoa; Chordata; Mammalia; Eulipotyphla; Talpidae. The record is from RefSeq and is a predicted model, not a curated record. The transcript has a single exon. The coding region runs from base 1 to 210 and encodes 69 amino acids.